CCAAAUACUAAUCUUGAAAUAAAGAUGCUUCUGAUUAAUGGUGCAGCCAAAAGUCCAGUUAAAAUUAAAGAUCUCAGUGCUGAUCAAACCGAAGGUGAUGUUGAAGAUGCAAAAGAUAUGCUACAAACAUCCAGAUCU
Messenger RNA from Racocetra persica, 138 nucleotides. NCBI's taxonomy places the organism in Eukaryota, Fungi, Glomeromycota, Glomeromycetes, Diversisporales, Gigasporaceae. The record is from the annotation of a GenBank genome assembly.